This is a messenger RNA of Penaeus chinensis, 3950 nucleotides long. RefSeq names its product N-acetylated-alpha-linked acidic dipeptidase 2-like. Gene Ontology annotation, molecular function: carboxypeptidase activity. The transcript has 29 exons. Lineage: Eukaryota; Metazoa; Arthropoda; Malacostraca; Decapoda; Penaeidae. The coding region runs from base 144 to 3419 and encodes 1091 amino acids. The record is from RefSeq and is a predicted model, not a curated record.
GUGAUGGUGAAUAACGUGCGGUUGACUCUAAUUCCUUCAGCAAAAAAUUAGCGUUCCAGAAUAAGAGAAGGUUUGCUGUGUGCCUUUAGAUGAAACUGGCCAUUCAUGGACGGGAAUCAGCUGAUCCAGUGUAAACAACACGGAUGUCGGUCUGCGAAUUUACCUUUCCAAUGAUAAACACGAUGCCGGCCCAGAGGCUCGUCUUCAUGGUCCUCUCAGGGCUCAUUUUUGUGGUUCUGGUGGUUCUCUGUCUGCUCCUGACGAAGGGAUCUCGGGGGGCGCCUCAUCCAGCUCGGGAGAAUGCUGCCGAUUUUAUCAUUGACGAAGUUAACCCCGAGAACAUCAUGUAUUAUCUGAGACACUUGACCUCCCGACCGCACCCGGGGGGCACCAAGGCCGAGGAGGAGAACGCUCGGUGGGUCGCUGACACCUGGAGGACCAUGGGACUCGACGAGGUCCAUCUUGUGCCCUUUGACGUCCUCCUCUCCUACCCGAAGAAUGACACUCCUAAUCUGGUCCGAGUGCUGAACGAGGAGGGCGAGGCGGUGUGGACCUCCCACGGGUGGCAGGAGCCCCUCUACUCCCCCGAGGAAUCUUCGCCUGAAGUUUUGCCCAAUUUUAAUGCAUAUUCCGCCCCUGGGAACAUUAUGGGGGACGUCGUGUAUGCUUACUUCGGACGCGAGAAAGACUUCGAGCAGUUGGAGGACCUGGGUGUGUCUGUGGAGGGAAAGGUCGUGUUGGCUCGUUACGGCGAGGUCUUCAGAGCAAACAUAGCAUGGGCGGCGGAGAGGCGGGGCGCAGCGGGUGUCAUCCUAUACACGGACCCCCAGCAGUAUGCGCCCAUGGGAGAGGACGCAGUGUAUCCCAAGACUGUUUACAUGCCGGGCUCUGGGGUACAGGUUGGCACUGUGCUUCUGACAGAUGGCGACCCCCUGACGCCGUUCUACCCAGCUGUUGCGAGCGCUUACCGGCUGCCCGAGAGGAAUUCGAGCGUGCCCAAGAUCCCUGUCCAGCCAGUCAGCUACGACGACGCCAGGGAGAUCCUCAGACACAUGGGCGGCCCGGAAGCCCCCGCAGAGUGGCGCGGAGGCCUCAACGUCACGUACCGCCUGGGCCCGGGGAUGGCACAGGCCGGGUGGACGCUCAACCUCGAAGUCCACACUCACAACGCCCGCGCGACCACUUAUGACGUUGUGGGCGUGAUUCGUGGAAGCGAAGAACCAGACAGAUACGUGAUAUUGGGAAACCACCGAGAUGCGUGGGUGUUCGGCGGCGUCGACCCGUCCUCGGGCACGGCGGCCCUGCUGGAAGUGACCCGCGUCCUGACCUCGCUCAGGAACCAGACAGGCUGGAGACCGCGACGCUCGGUGGUGGUGUGUUCGUGGGGCUCGGAGGAGUACGGCCUGGUCGGCUCCAAGGAAUGGACGGAGCAGUUCGGCAAACAGCUGAUGGACAGGACCGUCGCCUACAUUAACGUCGACUUGUCUAUAGAAGGUAACUACUCCCUGCGGACGCUCUCGGCACCAUUGCUGUAUGAUACGGUCUUCGAAGCAGCGGCCAAGGUGCCCAACCCCGACGCAGCCGAGGUGGCGGCGGGGCGGCCGACGGUGUACGACACGUGGGCGGAGCGGCUGCCCGACGAAGGGCAUCCCGGCCGACCCAGGGUUGGGAUCGCAGGGUCAGGGAGCGACUACAGGGCCUUCAUGCACAACCUGGGCGUCCCCGUGCUCGACAUCUGCUACACGUACGACCCUAAAGUGAACGUGGAGCCUCUCUACCACACACUUUACGAGACGUUCGCGCUCGUGGGUGAGCUGUACGACGCCGGCUUCAGUUUCCAGGCCGCCCUCACGAGGCUGUGGGCGAUCAUGGCCGUCGAUCUCGCUGAUACACAGGUCCUCAAGUUUUCUCUGAAGGAAUACAGCAGCUUCUUGGCAGACGCUCAGGAGGAGUUCUUGCAAGAGUAUGGCGAUCUCAUAUCCUCCAGGAAUAUCUCGAUGGCGAGCGCUUACCGGCUGCCCGAGAGGAAUUCGAGCGUGCCCAAGAUCCCUGUCCAGCCAGUCAGCUACGACGACGCCAGGGAGAUCCUCAGACACAUGGGCGGCCCGGAAGCCCCCGCAGAGUGGCGCGGAGGCCUCAACGUCACGUACCGCCUGGGCCCGGGGAUGGCACAGGCCGGGUGGACGCUCAACCUCGAAGUCCACACUCACAACGCCCGCGCGACCACUUAUGACGUUGUGGGCGUGAUUCGUGGAAGCGAAGAACCAGACAGAUACGUGAUAUUGGGAAACCACCGAGAUGCGUGGGUGUUCGGCGGCGUCGACCCGUCCUCGGGCACGGCGGCCCUGCUGGAAGUGACCCGCGUCCUGACCUCGCUCAGGAACCAGACAGGCUGGAGACCGCGACGCUCGGUGGUGGUGUGUUCGUGGGGCUCGGAGGAGUACGGCCUGGUCGGCUCCAAGGAAUGGACGGAGCAGUUCGGCAAACAGCUGAUGGACAGGACCGUCGCCUACAUUAACGUCGACUUGUCUAUAGAAGGUAACUACUCCCUGCGGACGCUCUCGGCACCAUUGCUGUAUGAUACGGUCUUCGAAGCAGCGGCCAAGGUGCCCAACCCCGACGCAGCCGAGGUGGCGGCGGGGCGGCCGACGGUCUACGACACGUGGGCGGAGCGGCUGCCCGACGAAGGGCAUCCCGGCCGACCCAGGGUUGGGAUCGCAGGGUCAGGGAGCGACUACAGGGCCUUCAUGCACAACCUGGGCGUCCCCGUGCUCGACAUCUGCUACACGUACGACCCUAAAGUGAACGUGGAGCCUCUCUACCACACACUUUACGAGACGUUCGCGCUCGUGGGUGAGCUGUACGACGCCGGCUUCAGUUUCCAGGCCGCCCUCACGAGGCUGUGGGCGAUCAUGGCCGUUGAUCUCGCUGAUACACAGGUCCUCAAGUUUUCUCUGAAGGAAUACAGCAGCUUCUUGGCAGACGCUCAGGAGGAGUUCUUGCAAGAGUAUGGCGAUCUCAUAUCCUCCAGGAAUAUCUCGAUGGCGUACUUCAAGAAAGUAGUAGAAGAGUUUUCCGAAGCAAUAUACAUGUUUAUCGAUGACCUUAGUCAUCUUGACACCAGCAACGUGUUAGCGGUUCGGAGAGUUAAUGAUCAGCUGAUGAUGGUGGAACGGGCAUUCAUCGACCCUCGAGGUCUUCCAGGCAGACCCGACUACAACCAUGUGGUGAUGGCGCCAAGCAUCAGCGACAGUUACUCGGGCACAGCAUUCUCCGGGCUAAGCGACGCCCUCGAUGGUAUCCAAGACUUGGACCCGGUGCAGCAGGAGGAGCGCUGGGCCACCUUCGCUCAGCACUUGGCCGCUGUCACUCACUACAUCAGCACGGCCGCGAAAGUCCUCUCCGACGACCUGUGGUAGCGAUGCAGCCGUACGAGAGUGCAUGGCUUGGCUUGUUCGCCCCGAUCUCCGGCCGUGUCUUGAAUAUUUUAAGAGUUUUGGGCUCAUAUGGGUAUAUUUUUUCGGGUGUGCAACCGGUUGUAUUAAAGAUAUAUUUUUAUACAUCUUAUUGGCCUUUUAUUAUUUCUAAUCAUAUAUAUUCAUCUCUCUAUCUGUUUAUGUUGUGGGAAUUUACACUUAGUCUGGUGCCUUAAUGGUUCAGGCAUGAGAUACUCAAUACCUUUCUGCCUUUACUUUACUAGAUUACAUUCAUAGCUCAAUCUGCACAUCUAGGUCUGCAGUCUACUGUAGGUAGAGAAUGUGUGACCACAUUCAGUGUUGUUAUAUGGAAGGAAACUGUAAGUCCUCUCUUUUCUGUGAAAUGAUGACAGUUUAUUUAAUGAAGAUAAUGACAAGGUAACUACAAUAUGUAAUCAGUCCAGUCUGCAGAAAAAAAAAACAGUUCUGUAAAAGCACUCUUACGUAAUGUUAAAUAAACUCCUAUCUUAUCUA